Molecule: messenger RNA, 2375 nt
Organism: Larimichthys crocea (large yellow croaker)
Lineage: Eukaryota; Metazoa; Chordata; Actinopteri; Sciaenidae
Product: H-2 class I histocompatibility antigen, Q9 alpha chain
Exons: 8
Coding region: 130-1188 (352 amino acids)
Biological process (GO): immune response
Cellular component (GO): external side of plasma membrane
Source: RefSeq, a predicted model, not a curated record
UUCACCUCAUUUCACAUUUCCAGCUCUGCGGACCGAGCUGGUGUCUGAGCGUCCGUGCCUCUUAAUAAAGAAACAUAUUCACAUAUAUUACAAACAUAUAUUAGUUUGUUGAAGCUGCAGAUCUUCAAGAUGAAGACCUUCAUGUUCCUGGUUCUUCUGGGAACAGGUCUACUCGGUGCGACAGCAGUCACUCACUCUAUGAAGUAUUUCUACACUGGAUCCUCUGGAGUCUCAAACUUCCCAGAGUUUGUAAUUGCUGGGAUGGUUGAUGAGGAGCAGAUGAUUUACUAUGACAGUAACACGAAGAAAGUUGAACCCAAACAGGACUGGAUGAACAAAGUCACAGAAGAUAAUCCACAGUACCUGGAGCAGCAGAGUCAGAUAGCUUUGGGUCACCAGCAGACCUUCAAAGGCAACAUUGACAUUGCAAAGAAUCGCUUCAACCAAACUGGAGGUGUCCACAUUUUCCAGUUAAUGUACGGCUGUGAGUGGGAUGAUGAGACUGGUAAGGUCACUGGUUUUUGGCAGUAUGGUUAUGAUGGAGAAGACUUCGUAUCAUUUGAUUUGAAGACAGAGACAUGGAUCGCUCCAAAACAACAGGCUGUCAUCACCAAAAACAAGUGGGAUCAGAACAAAGCUCUGAUAGCAAAGGAAAAAAACUACAUCACCCAGCUUUGUCCUGAGUGGGUGAAGAAGUACGUGAACUACGGGAGGAGCUCUCUGAUGAGAACAGAGCUUCCCUCAGUGUCUCUCCUCCAGAAGACUUCCUCCUCUCCAGUCACCUGCCAUGCUACAGGUUUCUACCCUGACAGAGCCUCACUCGUCUGGAAAAAAGAUGGAGUGGAACUUCAUGAGAACGUGGACCACGGAGAGAUCGUCCCCAACCAUGAUGGAACCUUCCAGAUGAGCAUUGACCUGAAACCAGACGCAUCUGAAGACUGGAGCAAGUACGACUGUGUGUUUCAGCUCGCUGGUGUGAAGAAAGACAUCGUCACCAGACUGGACAAAAAGGCGAUCCUGACCAACGAACAGAAUCUCAUGAUGAUCAUCAUCAUUGUUGCAGUGGCUGUUCUCGCUCUCGCCAUUGCCGGGAUUGGAUUCUUCAUUUAUAAACAGAAGAAAGCCAAACGCCCUCCAUCUCCUGUCAGCAACCCUGAGGUCAUGGAGGAACUGAAUCCAAAAGCCUAAAUGACAAACAACCAUCCUGAACACAGUUCAUGAAUAAAUUCUGCACUGGAAAAAGGAGCGGUGCCACCACAUUCUCUGUAAACUGGGAGUUCAUUGGUUAUUCAUCAUCAUAUCAUGAACUGAUAGAAUCAGGGUUGUGGAUCUAGUAAUAGAUGCUGAUUGAUUGGAGCACAAAGAAAACUAAUCUGGAAAAUAAGUUGACAAAUAUUUUAUAAACAUUAUCAAACAUAAACGGUGACAAAUUUCCUGAUGAUCAAAUGUUUGCUUAAAUGUGCAUAAAUCAAAUGAGGAUUCAUAUUUUCUGAAAUGAAAACAUCACAGUGCUUCAUACAAACAUAAUUGAUGUUAAAUUUGUGCAUUCAUCUAAAAAUAUUAAACAUAGUUACAGUUCAAUCAUCUGGUGUUGGGGUUUUCGGGUAAAAUCAGUAUUGGUAAUACAGAUGUAAAUAUACAUAUGUUGACACACACACAUGCACACACAUGCACACACACAUCCACAUAAGUGCAUUCACAUUUUUCACAUAUAUAGUAUAGUAUACAUAGUGUCUGGCAGUUUGAUGAUAUAUACUUUGAGAUAACAGAUAUUUGACAAGCUGUAGAGAGUUUUUGACACUUUCUGCUGAGAAAAUGAUUCUUUGUUUCUCUGGUUGUAUCAGAUCACUGGAGGAGAAACUGUAAAUCAGUCAGCAGCAUCCAAACACAUGACACAUAAAUGGGACAUGCUAAAUUGCCUGUACAUGUGUGAACUGUACUCCAAUGCUAAAUUUAUUCUCCAGUUGUGUAAAUAGUUUGCUUGUAUAUUUCUUUAAAAGUGCAAAGAUUCUGUUUUGAUUAUAACCUGAAGGGAAAAUUAAUUUAUGUCUUUGAGGUUUUUCUGAAUUAAUCAAGAGUGUGUUUUUAUAAUAUCUCUAUUUUAAUUUGUGUUGAAACAUAUUUUAGCUGAGAUAAUAAUGGCUGUGGGAUGUUUUAAGUUUGUCAUCACACUCAUAGAAAUCUUCUUGAAAAUAUUUCAUGCUGGUAUGUCAGGACAAAGACGUUUUUCUUUUUUAGAUUUGUAACCACAAACAAAUUAAACAGCAAAGCUUCAAAUCACUUCUCUUGUUGGGUCAAACAGAUGAAGUCACUCUGCUUUUUCAUUCCUUUUGUACUGGUUUGAUUUCAAUAAAGUACCCAAUGUUCCAACUUUC